Kogia breviceps (pygmy sperm whale) is the source of this 2025-nucleotide messenger RNA. RefSeq names its product zinc finger and BTB domain containing 12 (gene ZBTB12). Gene Ontology annotation, molecular function: RNA polymerase II cis-regulatory region sequence-specific DNA binding; DNA-binding transcription repressor activity, RNA polymerase II-specific; protein binding. The record is from RefSeq and is a predicted model, not a curated record. Gene Ontology annotation, biological process: regulation of transcription by RNA polymerase II. Gene Ontology annotation, cellular component: nucleoplasm. Lineage: Eukaryota; Metazoa; Chordata; Mammalia; Artiodactyla; Physeteridae.
UCCUGCUCCUUUAAUUCCCUCCCCUCUUCCUCCUCCCCGAGUUCUCGCCGACGCCGCCGCGCGCGGGGCCUGGAACACACGCCACGAGCCGCCCCCGCCCCUCCCCCCUUACGCCCACGCGGAGCCGGCCCCGCGCGCGCGCCCCGUGCACCCCCGCGCCUGCGCGCUGCCCAGGCCCUGCCCGUGUGUGGGGGCGCAGUCGGCCCCGGGGGGGGGUGGGGGAAAUAGGGGGGGAAAAAAACAGCGCGCGGAACCCGGCCAGGGUGGCCCACCCCCGCCACAAUGGCCUCUGGGGUGGAAGUCCUGCGCUUCCAGCUGCCCGGCCACGAGGCCGCUACGCUGCGGAACAUGAACCAGCUCCGCGCAGAGGAGCGGUUCUGCGAUGUGACCAUCGUGGCCGACAGCCUCAAGUUCCGCGGCCACAAGGUCAUCUUGGCCGCCUGCUCGCCGUUCCUGCGGGACCAGUUCCUGCUGAAUCCCAGCUCUGAGUUGCAGGUCUCCCUGAUGCACAGUGCACGCAUAGUGGCUGACCUGCUCCUUUCUUGCUAUACGGGCGCCCUGGAAUUCGCCGUCAGGGACAUUGUUAACUACCUGACGGCCGCCUCCUACCUGCAGAUGGAGCACGUGGUGGAGAAAUGCCGGAAUGCCCUCAGCCAGUUCAUCGAGCCCAAAAUAGGCCUCAAAGAGGAUGGGGUCAGCGAUGCCAGCCUUGUGAGCAGUGUCAGUGCCACCAAAUCCCUCCUCCCUCCAGCCAGGACCCCGAAGCCAGCCCCCAAACCCCCACCCCCACCCCCUCUCCCCCCUCCACUCCUGCGGCCUGUGAAGCUGGAGUUCCCGCUGGAUGAGGACCUAGAGCUGAAGGCCGAGGAAGAGGAUGAGGACGAGGACGAGGACGUGUCUGACAUCUGCAUCGUCAAGGUGGAAUCGGCCUUGGAGGUGGCACACCGGCUCAAACCUCCCGGAGGCCUGGGAGGAGGUCUGGGCAUCGGAGGCUCUGUGGGCAGCCACCUUGGGGAGCUGGCCCAGAGCAGCGUGCCCCCCAGCACUGUGGCUCCACCGCAGGGCGUGGUGAAAGCCUGCUACAGCCUGUCCGAGGACGCGGAAGGGGAGGGCCUGUUGUUGAUCCCAGGAGGCCGGGCCAGCGUGGGGGCCACCUCAGGGCUGGUGGAGGCAGCAGCGGUGGCCAUGGCUGCCCGGGGGGCGGGGGGCAGCCUGGGGGCGGGGGGCAGUCGGGGACCCCUGCCCGGAGGCUUUUCCAGUGGCAAUCCCCUAAAGAACAUCAAGUGCACCAAGUGCCCAGAAGUGUUCCAGGGCGUGGAGAAGCUGGUCUUCCACAUGCGGGCGCAGCACUUCAUCUUCAUGUGCCCGCGCUGCGGCAAGCAGUUCAACCACAGCAGCAACCUCAACCGCCACAUGAACGUGCACCGCGGCGUCAAGUCGCACUCGUGUGGCAUCUGCGGCAAGUGCUUCACGCAGAAGUCCACGCUGCACGACCACCUCAACCUCCACUCGGGAGCGAGGCCCUAUCGCUGUUCCUACUGCGAUGUGCGCUUCGCUCACAAGCCUGCCAUUAGGCGGCACCUCAAGGAGCAGCACGGCAAGACCACGGCCGAGAACGUGCUGGAGGCCAGCGUGGCUGAGAUCAACGUCCUCAUCCGCUAGUGCUAACGUGGCAGGCGCUGGGUCCCUGGGCUGGGGCGGGGGGAAGGGGGCUCCUUGGUCCAGGAGAAUAGGGGGGUUUGGAGAGCAGGGGCAGGCAGGUGCGGUGGGGAGCCUGAGCAGACACACACAUCCUGAGGGAGGGGCCGAAGAUUCCUUAGAGAGAAGACCCUGCCCCUUCAGAAGAAAAGGAUGGACAGGGAGAGAGUUCUUUGAGAAGGCCAAGGGAAUAGGGGGUCCCAGAGAAAGAUUUUCUUCUCUUGGAGGUGCAUGGAUAUGUGGAGGGAGGGAAAACGUCCUAUGGGAUGAGGAGGGAAAAAGACUGGAAAAUAUUUUAUUCCUGGCUACGGCUGCCCAGGAAGAGGU